This is a messenger RNA of Penicillium riverlandense, 933 nucleotides long. RefSeq names its product protein mss51. The record is from RefSeq and is a predicted model, not a curated record. Gene Ontology annotation, biological process: mitochondrial respiratory chain complex IV assembly. Gene Ontology annotation, cellular component: extrinsic component of mitochondrial inner membrane. Lineage: Eukaryota; Fungi; Ascomycota; Eurotiomycetes; Eurotiales; Aspergillaceae. The coding region runs from base 1 to 933 and encodes 310 amino acids. The transcript has a single exon.
AUGACAGGUGGCUAUACCUGUUCCCGGUGCCUUCAGGGCCUCCGGAAGGGCCCUCAAGCCUCAAGACACCACAUUCGUCUCUCAAACUUGCCCCAUUCCCGACAAAGGUGCAGCGUCUCUCCGUCUUGGGUCCGCAGCUUUGGCUCCCAACGCAAUGGACGCUCACCGGGUACAACCUUGCCAGAGCAAGGGAAGGCUGUCUCCGGCGCGUCAGGCACGUCCUUAAAACCCACCCCGACACCCUCGCUCGCCCAGCGCGCUGCAGCCUCCACGACAGCCGGUUCCUCCGUCGAUCCGCGAGCACUCCUGAAACCAAACAACCUGUUCCACUCGUUCUCCAACUCGCCCGCUCCAGGCAUCCGCCAGCGUGCGGCAUUCAUUAAGCAGAAUGCCUUUUGCCCUCACCCGAGUCACGAGCAGACCCGCGCCCCCGUCUCACCGCACGACCCGGAAGCGCGCAAAUCGACCGACAACACAAGUCUUGCCCCCGCGCACUCUCACUUCGAAUGUCCCGACUGCGGUGUCCCCAUUUACUGCUCUGAGGGCCAUUGGAUGGACGAUUUUGAGGCCCAUCUCGAGAUCUGCGACACUAUCCGCCAGAUCAACGAGGAUGACCACGACCUGCACUCUGGUCGCUUUUUCCCGGAGUUCUCGUACCCCGGCCUGCAGGAUGAGAAUUUUGUGAUCAACAUGACCAAUUGGGAUACCUUUCUCUACACGCGCGAGUUCGAUGCUAUCAACUCCGAUCGCAGCAUGCGUCAGGUCACCCGCAUGCUGACCUACCCGCAAACCAUUGCUAGUGUCUUGCAUGAACUGAGUCCCUACAGCUUGCGCAACAGUGGGCGAUUGACAGCGGAAGGGCUUAAGAGCGUAACCGGUAAGUCGGAAGUCUGCCCAAUUCGUGUUUCGCAGCUGCUAAAUUCUUGUGCUUAG